AUGCGAAUCUUUUACAACCGUAUUGGCGCCGCUGCGGUCGUGGAUAAGGGCGGCCUCAGCGGUGGUGCUAUUGCUGGCAUUGUGAUCGGCGUCCUUCUAGCUGUCGUUCUGCUGGCUGUCCUUUUCCUCUUCCUCAGAAAUCGAGGCAGUGGCAGUGUGAUGCUUGACGACUUCGAGUGGUCUGAAAGCGCAAGUUUCUCCAAGGAUGACGCUGAUAUGAAUGCCGUUGAAAGGUAG
Messenger RNA from Dibothriocephalus latus, 237 nucleotides. The record is from the annotation of a GenBank genome assembly. Lineage: Eukaryota; Metazoa; Platyhelminthes; Cestoda; Diphyllobothriidea; Diphyllobothriidae.